GGGUGGGGUCCAGACACGGGGCACAUGAUGCCACCUCCCUCGCCAACCCAGCACCUGACCAGGAAAAGCCUUGGGUCCUGCACACUAGAGACGCAUCCCUGAGCAACACCCAUGGCCUCCCCACGCCUGGGAACAUUUUGCUGUCCCACGAGAGACGCGGCCACUCAACUAGUGCUGAGCUUCCAGCCUCGGGUGUUCCACGCGCUGUGCCUGGGCAGCGGGGCUCUUCGCCUGGUGCUCGGCCUCCUGCAGCUCCUGCCCUGGCGCCGAUCUGUUGGCCCCAGGGCUCCUGCUACAUCCCCGUCUGCCUCAGCCCACAUCCUCCGUGCCGCCACCGCCUGCGACUUUCUCGGAUGCCUGGGGAUCAUCAUCCGGUCCACAGUGUGGGUAGCCUACCCAGAUUUCAUCGAAAGCAUCUCUGAUGUGAACGGAACACACAUAUGGCCUGCUGCUUUCUGCGUGGGGAGUGCGAUAUGGAUCCAGCUGUUGUACAGUGCCUGCUUCUGGUGGCUCUUCUGCUAUGCAGUUGAUGUAUAUCUGGUGAUCAGGAGAUCCGCAGGACUGAGCACCAUCCUCCUGUACCACAUCAUGGCCUGGGGUCUGGCUGUGCUGCUCUCUGUAGAGGGGGCAGUGAUGCUCUACUACCCUUCCGUAUCCAGGUGUGAGAGGGGCCUGGACCACGCUAUCCCUCACUAUGUCACCACAUAUUUGCCGCUACUGCUCGUCCUUGUGGCCAACCCCAUCCUGUUCCACAAGACAGUGAAUGCAGUGGCCUCUUUACUGAAAGGAAGAAAAGGUGUUUAUACAGAGAACGAGAGACUGAUGGGAGCCAUGAUCAAGACCCGAUUUUUCAAAAUCAUGCUGGUGUUAAUUGCUUGUUGGUUGUCUAAUAUCAUCAAUGAAAGCCUUUUGUUCUACCUUGAAAUACAACCAGACAUCCAUGGAGGCUCUCUGAAACGCAUCCAGAAUGCAGCCAGGACCACGUGGUUUAUUAUGGGGAUACUAAAUCCAGCCCAAGGACUUCUCUUGUCUCUGGCCUUCUAUGGUUGGACAGGAUGCAGCCUGGAUGUCCAGCCUCCCAAGAUGGUGAUCCAGUGGGAAGUGAUGACUGCCUCAGCUGCCGAAGGCACUUACCAGUCCCCUGUGGACUCCUGUGUGGUCCAUGAAAGCCCCACUUCCAGGAAGGUGGCGUGUGUCAGAGGGCACACUUCUGAUGAGGUGCUGAGCAUUCUGUCUGAAGGUUCUGAUGCCAGCACCAUUGAAAUCCAUACUGCAACUGGAUCUCGCAAUGUACACGAAGUUGACUCCAUUCCUCAAGCCCAGGGAGACCUGUGAAGGGAUGGGGGUCAGACCCCAGAGUCCUCAAGCUCCAGCUUUCAUUCUUUAGGACUGUGUUCUUGCCUGCCUUCUAUCACUAUGCAGCCACAAUGUAGAAUUCCCUAACUCUCAUUCUAGUCGUCAUAAGCAGAGCUCACUAAAAUGUUCUUGCUGUUAGGACAAAGGACACAGGAGAGCUUGGAAAUAGAAAAUUUCAUCUAGAACACUCAGUGGCUCCUCUCAACUCUUAACUGCCAUUUGGACUUCUUCUGAGACCAGCUUAAAUGCUAAGUGCCAAAUCCAAAUCCUUGAAAAAGUAGUUAAA
Nannospalax galili (Upper Galilee mountains blind mole rat) is the source of this 1642-nucleotide messenger RNA. RefSeq names its product G protein-coupled receptor 143 (gene Gpr143). Lineage: Eukaryota; Metazoa; Chordata; Mammalia; Rodentia; Spalacidae. Gene Ontology annotation, biological process: melanosome organization; G protein-coupled receptor signaling pathway; regulation of calcium-mediated signaling. Bases 112 to 1335 code for a protein of 407 amino acids. The record is from RefSeq and is a predicted model, not a curated record. Gene Ontology annotation, cellular component: plasma membrane; melanosome membrane. The transcript is spliced from 9 exons. Gene Ontology annotation, molecular function: L-DOPA binding; L-DOPA receptor activity; dopamine binding.